This is a messenger RNA of Phytophthora nicotianae INRA-310, 2216 nucleotides long. RefSeq lists its product as hypothetical. The transcript has 2 exons. Gene Ontology annotation, cellular component: mitochondrial outer membrane. The record is from RefSeq and is a predicted model, not a curated record. Bases 306 to 1478 code for a protein of 390 amino acids. Lineage: Eukaryota; Oomycota; Peronosporomycetes; Peronosporales; Peronosporaceae. Gene Ontology annotation, molecular function: ATP hydrolysis activity; ATP binding.
CCAAAAGUAUUCGCCCCAUUUACCACAAUUGUGUUCUCCCUGCCACAGCUGAACACUCGCAUCUCGACGAUGGGCGGCGGCAGCAGCAAGGAUUCUAGCGGUAAGCAGAGCUCGUCCAAUGGCAAUGACGCCGUCUCCGCUAGGGACGAGAUACUGGGUAUGGUGCUGGACGGUCUCAUGCUCUACACCAUGUACCAAACGUCCAAGUACUUGUACAAGGCAAGCAAAAUGAGCUCUGACGUGGUGCGACAUCGUAAAGCUAACACUGGUUAUUGCUGUUGCUAUUGCUGCAGCAACUGAAGCCCAUGAUGGACGACUGGAGCAAGGGCCAGGAUAGUCAGGCAAAGCUGCAGAACCGCCUGAAGCGCACAGGUCGCCGUGUGUUCAAUACGAAUUAUUUCGAGAACGUGAUCGCUGGUGACAUUGUAGACCCACAGGACAUCGACGUGUCAUUCGAGGACAUCGGCGGCUUAGAGCGACAGAAGCGCGACAUCCACGAUCUGGUUGUCCUUCCUCUUAAAAGUCCCGAGUUCUUCGCUUCUCGAGGGAAGCUGCUCACUGUCCCCAAGGGUAUUUUACUCUAUGGCAAACCUGGUACAGGCAAGACAAUGCUGGCCAAGGCGAUCGCCAAGGAGUCAGGCGCUUUCUUCAUCGAUCUCAAGAUCAGUACGAUCAUGAGCAAGUGGUUCGGCGAGUCGCAGAAGCUCGUACGGGCCGCUUUCUCGCUGGCUCGGAAACUGGCGCCGUGCAUCAUUUUCAUCGAUGAGGUCGAUUCCUUCAUGGGCAAGCGAGGCGGCGUGUCAGACCCGACGUUCUCGUCCAUGAAAACGGAAUUCCUGGCGCUUUGGGACGGAUUCACUGAGAUGAGCACUGAAGACGAUGGAGGCUUCGGUGUCAUUAUCAUGGGUGCGACCAAUCGUCCGGGCGAUGUGGACCCUGCUUUCCUGCGUCGAAUGCCUCGUACGUUUGAGAUUGGACUGCCCAACAGACCACAGCGUGAGAAGAUUCUCCGACUGCAGCUUAAGACGGAGCGGGUGGACGACAGUUUUGAUUUUGCCCAGCUCGCCAACGACACGAUGUACUAUAGUGGAAGCGAUCUGAAGGAGUUGUGUCGAGCUGCUCUGAUGAUUCCUCUUCGAGAGCAUAUCGACAAUUGCCGUGCUGCAGCAGAAGAAGCUGCAAAGAACCCGACAGUUAAAGACGAGAAGCCCCAAAUCUACGAUGAGGCAGCUCAACCUGAGCCUCCUACGAUGCGUCCUCUGUCGAUGGCUGAUUUUGACGAAGCUAGAACCAUGGUACAGCCUACUGGUGCGACAGCGUAUGCGUAUGAGAACGCUCAGGAGGAUCAGAAGCCGUCUCGGCCAGCGUCCGGCGGCCCUGGGAUGUCUAUCGACCCCGAGAUGUUUGCGGCGAUUAUGGCCGCGGGUCUGCAAAACUUGAUGCAGCAGAGCCGCAAUGUCACUCCACAUUUCGAGUAGAUUCACAAGGAAGAGAGAUACCGACCUUUUUAGAUGAAUAAACGCUUCCUGAGAACGUACACCUUGUGCUGAGCUUGCGGAUCCACUUGAGCGAUGCCCAGCAUUGUCGAUGAUGAGUAAAUGCGAAUGGGUUCACCGCUGGUGAGGUUGAAGCGGUUGUGGCCCACGAACUCGAUAUCUUCUGCUGGGGUAGCAACACUGCCGCCAUUCAGCCAGUACUGGGCAGUUUUGGACGGCAAUUCAGCAAAAGGGAGAUGCUGGAGCAUGUUCUCGAUCGGUUGAAGUGGAGACUCCCCACGCUGUUGAUAACAGAAGAAUAGCUCGUUAGAUUCCCAGCGGAGUAUUCUCUUCGUUCACUGCAGCAAUGCAUACCUCUACUUUGGAUCGGAUCUCAUCGAAGUCGAGACUGUCAGCGAUGGUAAAAGCCCCACUUCGAGUCCGCUCUAGCUCAGUCAGCGUUCCUCCGACACAACAUUCGCCUGCAGGAUUGCGCAAUGUGCACGUCGAGUCCACGUACUCGGGUGGUACAAUUAGUGCCUCGCCGCAUUCCCGUGCAAUGGAUCGGAUGUAGGUGCCCCCUCCACAGACGACGUUAAUAUCCACCUGUGCACGGUGUCAUCAGGUAAGUUUCAUCCAACAAGCAAUGACAUUACUAUCCAAUCAAUCGACCCAACCUCCGGAAAAUCUCCUUGAGUAAAGCUCUGAACGUCGAUCCUCUCAAUAUUCACUCGUCUCGGC